Messenger RNA from Marmota monax (woodchuck), 4273 nucleotides. RefSeq names its product mitogen-activated protein kinase 14 (gene Mapk14). Lineage: Eukaryota; Metazoa; Chordata; Mammalia; Rodentia; Sciuridae. The transcript has 12 exons. The coding region runs from base 688 to 1539 and encodes 283 amino acids. Gene Ontology annotation, biological process: protein phosphorylation; p38MAPK cascade. Gene Ontology annotation, cellular component: nucleus; cytoplasm. Gene Ontology annotation, molecular function: ATP binding; MAP kinase activity. The record is from RefSeq and is a predicted model, not a curated record.
UGCAACUCCCAGGGCUGGCACCUGGGGAAGGCCUAUUCUCCCCGGGGGUUCUCCUGCCAGGGUCGAGCUGAAGGACCCUGUCCCGGGUUGUGCCCACCUGGGGCGUCAGAGCCUGUCCCCGGAGCAGACGGACCUAGCGAGCUGCCUGGAGACGCCAAAGAGCAAAGCCCGACCCGGGGACUGCGGUCAUUUGAACAAAACUGGCGAGGAAAGGCUCUCUGGGCUUUUCUGUAAGCCUCUGUCGAAAUCCCGUUUUGAGUAGCGUCGUUUUUGAAUUCGCACUUGCAUUAGCAGCUACCCAUAGAGCUUAAAAUACCGACUUUAUCUCGCUGAGCGCUGUGCCAGCUUGAGUGGUGUGUUUCCGAUUCAGUUGAAAGCGUAUUUCCUUUUCAUGGAGGGGGUGGAAGUGCCUGCAAGAACACUGCAGCUUGAGAAACCGGCAGCCUCUGAUUAGUCACAUACCACUGCUCAUUUAAGUAUUGUUUGACAAAACAAUUUUCUCAUGUGGAGCAGGAGAGAUUCAGAUCCGUUGGGCGCCCUCAAGAUCAAAAAGUUGUUAACAGUGAAGGGAGUGCUGCUUUUGACACAAAAACUGGGUUACGUGUGGCAGUGAAGAAGCUGUCCAGACCAUUUCAGUCCAUCAUUCAUGCCAAAAGGACCUACAGAGAGCUGCGGUUACUUAAACACAUGAAACAUGAAAAUGUGAUUGGUCUGUUGGAUGUGUUUACACCUGCAAGAUCUCUGGAGGAAUUCAAUGAUGUGUAUCUGGUGACCCAUCUCAUGGGGGCAGAUCUGAACAACAUAGUGAAGUGUCAGAAGCUUACAGAUGACCACGUUCAAUUCCUUAUCUACCAAAUUCUCCGAGGUCUAAAGUAUAUUCAUUCAGCUGAUAUAAUUCACAGGGACCUAAAACCUAGUAAUCUAGCUGUGAAUGAAGACUGUGAGCUGAAGAUUCUGGAUUUUGGACUAGCUCGACAUACUGAUGAUGAAAUGACAGGCUACGUGGCUACAAGAUGGUACAGGGCUCCUGAGAUCAUGUUGAACUGGAUGCAUUACAACCAAACAGUGGAUAUAUGGUCAGUGGGAUGCAUAAUGGCGGAGCUGUUAACUGGAAGAACAUUGUUUCCUGGUACAGACCAUAUUGAUCAGUUGAAGCUCAUUUUAAGACUCGUUGGAACCCCAGGGGCUGAGCUUUUGAAGAAAAUCUCCUCAGAGUCUGCAAGAAACUAUAUUCAGUCUUUGACCCAGAUGCCCAAGAUGAACUUUGCAAAUGUAUUUAUUGGUGCCAAUCCCCUGGCUGUCGACUUGCUGGAGAAGAUGCUUGUAUUGGACUCAGAUAAGAGAAUUACUGCAGCCCAAGCCCUUGCACACGCCUACUUUGCUCAGUAUCAUGAUCCUGAUGAUGAACCAGUGGCCGAUCCUUACGAUCAGUCUUUUGAAAGCAGGGACCUCCUAAUAGAUGAGUGGAAAAGCCUGACCUAUGAUGAAGUCAUCAGCUUUGUGCCGCCACCCCUUGACCAAGAAGAGAUGGAGUCCUGAGCGCCUGGUUUCUGUUGUUGAUCCCACUUCACUGUGAGGGGAAGGCCUUUUCACGGGAACUCUCCAAAUAUCAUUCAAGUGCCUCUUGUUGCAAAGAUUUCCUCCAUGGUGGAAGGGGUGCGUGUGUGUGCGUGCAGCGUGCAUGUGUGUGUGUUAAUGUGUGUGCAUGUGCGUGUCUGUCUUUGUGGAAGAGUAACAUAAUCUGAGCAAACUAUGAUCACAGUGACUUUACAUGGAGUUGUGGAUGCUCCGAGGCAGCCUCUGCCUGCUCUUUCUGAAUGUCGGCUCAGGUAGAUAAGAGCUGCCAUCUUGUUAAGGAUAUGUUAAAUGCAAGGAAAAAAAAUUUAAAUGUCCCCUAUUCUGGUGAUGCUUUUGCCACUUUGGCCUCUCCUGUGGCCCCACCUUGAUGGUAGGGGGGUAGACUAGAUCACAACCACAGUGGCAUAGAAAGAAGGCUCGCACCUUCUGACUGCCCCCCAGCGACGCAGACAGCCAAAAAGGACCAACUGGCUGCCGUGUACCAGCCUGUGAGUAACUUGCUUAGUAUGGGCCUCAGAACUUGAGAGAAUACGUCUGAAACUGUAAAUAUGUUUGUGCCUUAAGAGGAGAGAAGAAAGUGUAGUUGGUUAAAAGACCACAGCUGCUGAAGUUCUGAGCCAGGCAAGUAGACAGGGCUGUGAGCCCGGAGUAACCAGGCAGCUUCUGAGGCGGCCACGUGUGCGCAUGCAUAUAUGUGCUUUUCUUUCUCACUGACCCCCAGGUGUUGUUGCCAUUUCUCUGCUCACCCCUCACCUUUUGUGCAGAGGUCUCUUGAGUAUUGGCCCCAGCAGUCAGAUGCAAGUUCCUGCUCUCGGUGCGCUUCCUGUGUGCUCUUUAUUUCUAGCAGUGUGAGGAUGUGUCUUGCACGUCUCGCUGUUUGAGCAUGCACAGCUGCUCGUCCUGUUCUCUUCAGGAGGCCCUGGGCCAGGCAAGUCUGCCGGUGAAGAUCUGUUUGGGUAGUCAAGCCCUGUGUCACCUUAGCUGAUGCUAUGAAAGUGACUUCAUCCUCUCUUCGGCCCCCAGCGCUAUUUUGUGUUGAACACAAUUGAUACUCCAGGUGCUCUUGAUGUAAAAACCAUGGGAAAAAAGUGGAAUAGAUGGAUGUAUAGCAUUUUCAGUCUUGCCGUCUGAUUUUCAACAGACUUUUGGGGAACUAUCAUGGACAAGACGAGGGCUUUUCCCAGGAAUAUCCCAAACUUUGGAAAAUUAGUUGUUCUCUUUACUCCCAAUAGCCAGUGCUGAAAAUCAAAAUGAAAAAUAAAAGCUCAUGAGGCCAGAAACUCCUUUUGCUAUCUUUCUCUAAAUAUGUUUAUUAAAAAAAAUAAAACAGUCACAAGGUGUCUUUUCCACCCCUGUAUGGAAAAGGGUCUUCUAGGCAGCUUAACAUUGAUUAAUUUCUUGAUCUUGGUUUGGGGAGAAAUAAAUUUUCUUUCAGAAUUUUGUAUUUUGCAGGAAUCCUUUGAGAAUGUGAUUCCUUUUGAUGGGGGAGAAAGGGCAAAUUAUUUUGAUAUUUUGUAUUUUCACCUUUAUAAAGAUGAAUAUCCUCAGGGGUGGAGAAGAAUCAUUUUCAUAAUUUUCUGAAUUUCAGGCAUUUUGUGCUUCACAAGGGCCCGUGUAUUUAAGCUUUCUGUGUGAUAAGGAAGUGAAAAGCCAAUUCUAGCGUUGGCUAUGUGACAAAUCUUGUAUUUAGGCCAAGGUGUCUCCAUUCUCUAUUUGUGCAGUGACAUACGUGCUCCAGAGGGACAGGGUAGAGCCCCUGAGUCAACUGGAGACAGAAGGAAGGAGCAGGCUGAUGGUGAGUCCACCUCACCUGGGAUUCUGCUCCCUUUAAAGGAAAGUGAACGUCUCCUUUAUAUGUAGUUCAAAUCCUUACCAUCUGCAGCAAGAUGAAUUUCAUCAGCCAUGUUUGGUUAUAAUGCUAGUGUGAUUUCCUACAGAAAUACUGCUCUGAAUAUUUUAUUUAAAAAAACAAAAAAGGGGGGAUUUGCACAUGUGACCACAUACGUGUUAGGAAGCUGAGUGCUCCCGGAGCCUGGACUCUGACUGGAGCCGGUGGAAGAGCUCCUGGAAUUCUGAGCAAGAUGCUCCCAUCUCCUGAUUUCUCUAAACAGAAGACAAAAGAGACAGAGGGAAACUGCUAUUUUAUCUGUGUUCAUAAACUCGGCUGUAAUCAUUUAUGCCAUAUAGGAUGUCAGGUAACACCACUGGUAAAAAUAAAGCCUAUUUUUCAAAUUCAGUGAGUUUCUCAGAUUUAUUGUUUUUUUGAUUGUUUUUAUUUAGUGCACAAUAUGGCAUUGUGUAAAUGUUCUUUCAACUGUGGCCUGGCAUUCAUUUCUGGCAGAUCUUACUAUUGGUCCUAAAAUUUAGACAAUAUUUAGAGCGCUCCUUAGUUGUACAUCUAUGGUCAAAAGAAUCUGGAUCUUGGAUGUGGAUGGGUAGAGCAAAGAGCAAAUAAGGUAUUACUCAGAAGGGCCUGCAUCACAUUUGUGUGUAAAAGUGGCAUGGGACAGGGGUCAACAAACUGACCCAAGGGCUAAAUCCCACCCACCACCUGUUUUUGUGUAGCCUGCAAAGUAUGGUUUUUACAUUUUUAAAUGGUUGAAAAAGAUCAAAAGAAGAUUAUUUUUUGUAGCAUGUGAAAAAUAAUGUAAAAUUCAAAUCUCAGUGUCCAUAAAUAAAGUUUUUCGGAAUAUAA